GUACCAACUGCUGCACUGAGAACCCACCCAAACACGGGGAGAACUCGUCGUCCUGCAUUGAACCAUCUUUGAGCCGAUUGUGGUGCUAAGCUAUUUUCUGACACAGAAGACAGUAGCAUAACUUAGAGAAGCUACUUAGUGGCUGUAGGCGGAUCAGGCGGGCUCCCUGCCACGCCUCGUAACCCCUGACGAGACCACGGCAGGCGCACAGCUGCACAAUCAGCCACUGACCGGUUUGGUGGUCUGGUCGAAGCCCCUUGGCCCCUGGCAGUGGAUUCCUUGCCUGCCCGGCGCGGCCUGCGCAGCCCAGAAGCUUCUGCGCCACAUGCCGCUCCCACCGCCAGUGCGGCCGCGGCGGUUAUGGUACCUGGUACCUGGUGCGGUGCCGUGGUGCGCGGCACUGCUGCCGCUGCUGCUGCCGGCUCUGCUGCUGCGCCGCGAGGGUGGCAUCGGUGUGGGCGCCACGUUCAACUUUGAGGGGCUGGACUCGGACUACUACCGGCGCAGCGCCCUGCGGCCGGAGCUGGACUGGCACUGGGGCGAGGCGUUCAGGGGCAUCGCGGUGCACAACCAGCCGCUGACGUCGCUUCUGGGCGACCUGUUGGGCACCUACAAUUACACGUUGCCGCGACUGGCGCUGGGCAGGGGGCUGGCCUACGUGGGCGGCGCGGCGCGGCUGCGGCGGGUGGUGCGGCACCUGCUCAGCCGCCAGAGCCCGCCGCGCAGCGUCAAGGUCGGCCUCAUAGGCGGCAGCAUCUCGUGGGGCCAGGCGGUGCGGUGGCGCGGCGAGGCCGACUGGUUCUCGACCCUGUCCAGAUACAUGCUGGCGGCGUUCCCCGCCGCCAACAUCACCACCCGCAACGGCUGCACCCCGGGCGUUCCGGCCAACUACAUGAUUCUGUGCCUGGAACAGAGUGUGGACCCGGAUGUGGAGCUUGUGUUUGUCGAGUUCACGGUGAACAACGGCCACGACGCCACCAACGCGCUGUACGGCAACUCCAUAGUGCUGGACAUGGAGCGCCUGGUGCGCCGCAUACUGCAGCUGCCGGGACAGCCGGCGGUGGUGCUCAUGCACGUGCCCACUCAGGGCAUGGCUCAGUACCCGCCCGGCCACCCCAAGAACCCCAAACACGAGAUGUACAGGCCCUACUACCAGACCACGGAGGACGCGCUCACCGUGGUCCACUCCUACUAUGACGUCCAAUCGCUGUCGCUGCGCAACGCGCUGUACAGCCUGGCGGUCGCGGAGAGGGACGGAUUCAAGUGGGAGCAGGCCUUCGUGGACCACCACCCCGGCAACCAGGGCCACAAGCUGAUGGCUGACCUGGCCGUGUACCUGCUGCAGAGCACCGCGCUGCAGCUGGUGGCGCACCUGCCCUACGGCAGGGAGGACGCAGAGGCGGUGGCGGCGCCGCUGCCGCAGCCCAUCUACCCGGGCAACGUGGCGCCCAACACGUCCAUGUGCCUGCUGGGAGACCGCUUCAGGGAGUUGGUUGUUCCGGAGUCCACUUCCGGCUUCGCCUACCUGAACGAGGGCACUGUCGAGAAGCCCAAGCCCGGCUACGUGGCCAACACCACCGGCGCCGUGCUCCGGCUCCGGCUCAACACCCACCGGGAGGGACUGGGGCUGGCGGGGCCGCAGCAGCCGGCAGCCGGUGCCAAGCAGCCGGAGACCGACAAGCAGCCCGUGCAGAUUUUCUUCCACCACCUGCGCAGCUAUGAGCACAUGGGGGUGGCGCUGUUCAGCUGCGUGUCGGGCUGCGCCUGCGCCCCCACGGAGGUGGACGGCCACCAUGCCGAAAAGGUGUCGCAGCUGUACAUGGUGGUACUGGAAGUCAGCCAGGCAACCGCCUGCGACAUCGAGAUAAAGGUGCUGGAGCGCACAAGCAGCGGCGAGCAUAAGUUCAAGGUGUCGGGCGCGGUCAUUGCUGAGCGCGCGGGCCGUGAUGCCUGGUGGAACAACGCGCUGAUGGGCGCCAAGAAGGAGGCCGUGUUCGGCAUUCGGGAGCACAACGGCGACGUCAUGCAGAUCACCUACACCAAGGCCGGCAAGGUCGGCGGCAAUGACGCCUGGGCGUGACAGGGCGGUGGGUUGAUACGCCAUACCACAGGCAGAUGGCAACUCGGCAAGUAUGGCAUGCGGUAGACAAUGGCGGCUGGGGACACGCGGGCAUGCAGUUAAGGUGAUUGCCUGACAUGUGGCACGUUCAAAUGUUUACGUGUACUGGUAUCAGGGGAUGGUUGGGGUUCGCACGUUCAACUGCUGAUGUAGCGAACGUUGCUCAGAAGUGAGAGCGCCCAGCCACGCGGCAACGCCGGCGCUGAUGGUGCAUGCUGAAGGAGGGGCGUAGGUGGAGCAGCUCAACACUGAUGAGCGCGGAUGUGAGAACCGACAGAGACGGAGUAAUGUCACCAAAAACGUACAUGUUGAGCUAUGGCACCAAGCAAGCACAUGCCACUUCAAUUCUUCCCAGAGCAACGCGUUGGUUCAGCACUUCCAUUUAGCAUAGU
Molecule: messenger RNA, 2511 nt
Organism: Chlamydomonas reinhardtii
Lineage: Eukaryota; Viridiplantae; Chlorophyta; Chlorophyceae; Chlamydomonadales; Chlamydomonadaceae
Exons: 15
Coding region: 326-2080 (584 amino acids)
Source: RefSeq, a predicted model, not a curated record